CUCACACGCCAGUCGCAAACACACGGCGCCGAGACGACCACCUCUUCGCUGCCCUCAGACCUCAGACCACGACGGUUCUACAUGGAUUCCCAAAAUUUUCUUCGUGGGACUGGUUUCUGAGUGACUCGACUGGAAGAGCAAUGGAAGUCACUAACGGCGAUGCCAAUGAGUGAUGACAAGGCCUGGAAGAAGACUGAUGACAUCCCCAGGAGGUUUGAUGAGCUCCCCUCAGAGCCAGAAUGGGUUCCUGUGGCCGAUGUCAUCCGUACACAGAGGGAGGAGGAGGCCCGGCAGGAAGCACAGAAAAUAAAGAUCAGGCCUCCAUUGGAUUCUGAUUCUGACACUGACACUUCAAAUAAAAAAGCUGUGAAGGAGAAGAAGCCACCAAUGCACAAGAAGAAUGAGAAUGUGAGGAGGCACGAAUCGCCCCCAAAAAUCAGAGAUGUGUCAAUGCCUCUAACGGUAGAUGACGUGACUCGGUCUAUGGUUGACUGGGCUCUGAACACUGACUACUACCCCAAGAAACCCUCCAAACACCCCUCACAUUACAGAGAACAGGAUAAACCUCACCAAAAGCAUCAAAGGCCACCUCACUUUGGGUUGGAUAAAGGCCACAAAUUGGAGACACACAACAGUAGUCACCAAAGCAGACCCUCCACACAUGACAGCUACCACACUCAACCAGAUGUGCUCACUCCCAAGAGGAUGCAAGGAUACACAGCCGGAGCCUCUCACACAAGACCUCAGCAGUCCACAAGCAGCCAUAAGGAGAGGCAACCCGUAUAUGAGGAACCAAGCCCAGAUUAUUCUGAUGAAGAUUACGAUGCAUACAACUCCAGAUUCCAGGAUGCAAAUCAGGAUGACUACUAUUACCAGGAGCAAGGCUAUGAGGCUGCAUCGGAUCCUUAUCUCUAUGGCGCGGGUCCUCAUCACGACAACCCUCCAUACAACUCUGAAUAUGUAUACAAUAAUGGUCCCGGAGACUUUGGGUACGAGUAUGACGUGCCUCAGUACCCGCAUGAAGACCAGAGAGGCUACCCGUCAGCCCCUACCCAUUACAGCCAGAUGCCUGAUGAGGUCCCCCGGGGCAAGUCUCGGUCUAACUAUGACGUGCUGUACUGACAAGGUUCUGUCUGACCAAAGUGCUCUUGGGUGUUAGAACACUCAGAGUGUGGCUUCCCUUAUGCUAAUUUACCCAUGAAUACUUUACAUCCUCAAUAUUUCUUUACUUUCAAACUGUAGUCCUGCUAGAAUGCAUGGACAGAGCUUAUUAAUAUACACUAUUAGUUAUUAUUACAUAUGUAUUACUAUUAAUAUUAUGAUUACUACUACUACCACUACUACUGAUGUUAAUAAUAAUAAUAAUAAUAAUAAUAAUAAUAAUAAUAAUAAUAAUAAUAAUAAUAAUAAUAAUACAUGUAGUACCAAACACAAAAAUAAUAAAAUAAUAUUAUUGUUAUCAUUAUUAUGGUUUGAAGGUAGGUGCAAGGAGACACAGGUGAGGUGGCACGGUUAUCCUCACUUAGUUCAGUGUUGUGCCUCUUCAAGGGAUGGGAGAAGUACAACACUGAAACUACAGGAGCAAACUCUACCCCUCACACCUGUGUUUUCUUUCCCUUCUAACUUGUCAUUAUGUGGUAACAGUAGUAGUAGUAGUAGUAGUGGUAGCAGUAGUGGUAGUAGUAAGAGGAGGACGAGAAGGAGUAAGAAUGGUAGUAGUAGUAUAUUCACUUUUACUGUUGUUGUUACUAUUAUAUAAAAAGGAUUUAAAAUCAAGCUCCAUGAAUAUUUAAACCAAGCACCCAAAAUCACACUGACAAAAAUGUAUUUUAACAAAAUAUUGCAAACCUUACUCUACAUGACUGUGAAUUACCAGAGUUUACAGGUCCAUUAUGAAAGUUUCAAAUCUGUUCAUCUGUGGCGAUCAAGUAAUCAAACUAAUUAUGCUCAUAAUGUGUAAGAAAAUGCUGAAGAAGGAAACUUUUCCCCCUCUGCUCUUCUUGCCCAGGAAUGUCCUGAAGCCUUGGAGCUGUGGCCCGGCUCACCCCCGGAUGACAGUUAUCUGAGUGUGCAAACUAGUAGCCCAUUUAUAUGAACCAAACUGUGGUGUUGACGUAAGCAAGAAAAAUAAUGUCAUUCAGAUGAUCUUCCCAUGUCCUCACUUUCCAUUUCCCUAUUGUCUCAUUAACACCAGAGAGUACUUCAGCAUGCUCUCUAAAGACAAACUCACUUACUUUCCACACCAAACUGUCUACACGCAACACACCAUUUCCUCAGAAUUUAUUUAAAUCCUUUAUGGGGAUUAAGCAUUGCCUCAGAGUUCCCAUUUGGGGGGAGACCAGAAAUGUCCUCAAAUUAAAAUCCAGUUUUGGUAACAAACCAUAGAUAUGUCUCACCUAAACUAUGUAAAAUUCUUUGACUAUUUACAUUCUAAAGUGGAGCACAUGUUGUCUCACUCUCCCUUCACUGAAAUCUUCAUCUUGGGAGAUUUCAAUGUUCACCACCCCUCUGUGUGCCUAAUGCAUUACAGAGGUGAUUGUCUCCAGAAUGGAGCCACACAUUCCACACUCAUGCUAAAAAGCCCUGGUUCAAUCAUGACUGUUCAUGUGACAUUAAAGAUAGGGAGGCAGCUCACAUGAGGCACUUGAGCCUUCUAACUGCUAAUCAUGGUCUUUAUGUUUCUGCCCAGAAUCGUGCCAGAUCUGUUCUUCAAAUCACCAAAAACUCUUUCAUCAACAGAAAAUGCCCAAACCUUGCUUUCUUUAAUUCUUCCAGAGCCUUCUGGCAUCUAGCCAAAAAUAUCUCCCACAAUUUUACUUCAUCCUUCCCACAUUUCUUUUGUCCUGAUGAAAACACUGCUGUGACAUCUGUCCUUAAUUAAGGGGAGGCAACGCAAGUUACUUAGGAGGUGACAUUCAUUCUUUUCAGUUAAUCAUGAAUUUUGAUAUGUAAACAUCUUUGUAACUUAAGGUUAAGAUCCCCAAGCUUCAUUGAGAUACGAUUAGUAUUUAGUGAGAAUAAAAAUAUAAUACACGCCGAAAAUGCCAAGAAAUGACAUUAUAUUCUUUACAAAAUCUGAACUAUUUUUCAACUGACUCUUUUAAAAUUAAGUUGACAGAUACAUAUAGCUUUUUUUUCAUUGUGGCAGACUUUCUUUAGUUAUUGCAUUUCAUAUGCGAAAAAUAAGAUAAGAAAGUUUGGUGACAAUUUUUUCUUUCAUUUUUUGUUAGAAAAAAGAUCUGCUGGGAUCUGGUUUUAUCUUUUUAACCCUUAGAGUACGGGUGGCGAUAUAUUUCUCUGGAUGGUGUGCACGGGGAAAAUUUAGACAUUUAAAAGAGGUGGAAAUGGUGUCUUUCUUCUUUGCAAUAAUUGUAUAUUUAUCUAGUAUAUAUGGUGAUGUAAUAAAACUCCUCUACUACUAAUAAUAAAGAAGUUAUGACAGCCAAAAUUAUAGCGCAUUUUGUCGUGGCCGUGACGUGUCGCGUGGAAGCACCUCUCUCUCUCUCUCUCUCUCUCUCUCUCUCUCUCUCUCUCUCUCUACUUGCUCCUCCCUCCUCUGUCAAUGUCACUACCAUAGCAGUCAUCAGAGUCACUGUCACUUUGAUUCACCCGCGAUCUACUUCUGCCUGGAGCAGAGGAACUGCUUGACGUGUCACGAGACAUGACAGAUGUAUUCCGAACAAAAGUGGAAAAUGAUCUGUGGCCUUCGGUAGGGCACGCGCUGAGAUGAAUGAGAGUGUGUACGGAUGCCAGAUGCCUCCACCAUUCUUCUGAGUCAAGAACUGGCGGUACAUUUGAAACGUAGGGAGCGUAGAGUGUGAUGAUUAUAUAUAUGAUCCCCGUACGGGUGGGGCGUGUGGUAGCGCACUUAUAUAUACAAUCGCCGUAAUCUAAGGGUUAAAAAUGUCUCAUGAUGAAAAGUUUUCCCUCUUUUUCAUCUUUCCAAUGAUACCUUUAUAUCUACAGACACUUCAAAAACAACAGAGAUAUUGCACACCAAAAGUCAAUAACUUUGUUUUUGAGAUAUAAGCAGUUUUAUGUUGAAGAAUGUCUAUCAUGAUGUUUUCAGGCUUAAGCAGUGUAAUAUUUUACACAUUUUCAGGUAAGAAUAACAAAUGAAGGUAAACCAGUGUGUAUUAUAAAUAAUAUUCAGGCAUAUUUAGCACCUGGUCCCCUCUUAUGGGGUGUUGAGGAAGCAGCAUCUAUUGGUUGUUCAAGUGGGUGGUGGGUCUCUUUGUACUCUUGUUUAUCAUCUCCAUUCUUUCUCUCUGCCUUCUUUAACUUCAGUUGACAACCAAAGACUCUUCUCAGGAACAGGAAAAAAGUAAAACAAAAGAAAAAGGUGUUCAGCAUUUGAACAAAGCGUCAACGUUCCCUCCUCUUAAAGCGUCUGAGAAGACACUGAGUGUGUCACUGCCGCGCCUCAUUCACCACUCAAGAGCUGCUUGAUAUUGACAUGUGGUGGUCCAUUUUAUAAAAUACUAAAAGAAUAUAAAAAAUGUAAAAUAAUGCUUCAAAAUCCUUCAGUCAUGAGCAACAACAAAAAUGUUGUGUGGCGUGUCUUCGUACAUGCCUCGGCUAGCUUGUGGCAAAAUAUUAUGAAGAAAUAAGCAAAAAUGACAGAGUUAUGGCUGAAUUCACCCCCCUCUUCCGCUCGUCGCUAACGUCACUAUAAAACACUUGCCUUUCAAACUGACUCUUGGUCAUCCUCUCUUACCAUUUUGGUGAAACUUUUGUUUGCCUUAGACAUCAUGAAAGCUUUUGACAGAGUCUGGCAAAAAUCUUUGCAUUCUAAACUACAGAUUCUAUCCCUUUCUCUGUACUUUUGACUCCAGUUUACCUUGUGGUUGAUAUAUCUCUGCUAUGGUAGACAGUCAGUUCUUUUAAACCUAUCAACAGUGGUGUCUCCCAGGGCUCUGUAACAUCUCCCACUGUCUAUUUUUCAUGAACGAUCUUCUUUUCAAAACAAUCUGUUAUAUCCACUCCUAUACUGAUGACAAUUCUGCAUUACUCAACAUUUUUAACAGAAGAUCCUCUCAGUAGAAGUACAGGACUCAAGGCUUGAUGCUACAGAAUGCUUGAAUUCUGACUUUGAUAUAAUUUCCGAAUGGGGCAGAAGGAACUUGGUGUCCUUCAAUGCCUCAAAAACUCAAUUUCUC
Molecule: messenger RNA, 5159 nt
Organism: Eriocheir sinensis (Chinese mitten crab)
Lineage: Eukaryota; Metazoa; Arthropoda; Malacostraca; Decapoda; Varunidae
Exons: 3
Coding region: 160-1122 (320 amino acids)
Source: RefSeq, a predicted model, not a curated record